AUGGCGACUGCGCAAGAGCAAGAAGAGCCAAGGGUCCGAUCCUUCCAGGACUCUGCGGUCCGAACGGAUGAAUCAUCCAAGAGCGGUUGGUAUCUGUUUUUGCUGACGGUGUCUAUAGGAGGUCUACAGGUUGUAUGGUCGGUUGAGUUGUCAAAUGGAUCGGUCGCCCUACAGCCUUUCUUGCUCUCCCUCGGGAUGAGCAAGUCUCUCCUUGCGGUCGUUUGGGUCAUUGGGCCGCUGACCGGCACCUUGGUGCAGCCUUAUAUCGGCAUUCGCAGUGAUAACUGCCGUUUACCAUGGGGCAAGAGGAAGCCAUUCAUGGUGGUGGGCGCCGCCGCCACGGUGGUAUCGCUGCUUUGUCUUGCUUGGGUACGUGAGAUUGUGGGCGGUACUCUAUCGAUAUUUGGCAUCGAUAGAGAAUCUAGCGGCACGAAAUGGACGACCAUUGCUGUCGCCACUAUCGUGAUGUUCUGUCUUGAUUUUGCCAUCAAUACCGUACAGGCAGCAAUUAGAGCAUUCAUUGUCGAUAAUUGCCCUGCUCAUCAACAGGAGCUAGCCAACGCUUGGGCUAGCCGAGUCACAGGGAUUGGCAAUAUGUUAGGAUUUAGCUUUGGUUAUAUGGAUCUACCAGCGAUUCUACCGUUCUUGGGAAAUACGCAGUUCAAAGUCCUUUGUGCAUUGGCUUCUUUCUCCCUCAUCUUCACCUUACUAGCCAGCUGUCUCUACAUUCAGGAGCGCGAUCCCAGACUCGAGGGGCCCCCUUCUUCAGAUGGCCUCGGUCUCGUUUCCUUCUUCCGCCAGGUGUUCAAAUCUAUUCAGAAUCUACCGCCGCAGAUUGCACGCGUCUGUGAGGUACAGGUGGCUGCAUGGGUAGGCUGGUUCCCAUUCCUGUUCUAUUCAACGACGUAUGUUGGUCAAUUGUACGUCAAUCCUAUCUUUGCAGACCAUCCCGAUAUGUCGGGUGAUCAGAUCGACAAGAUCUGGGAGGACGCCACUCGAAUCGGGACUUCUGCUCUCCUCAUAUACGCUAUCAUCUCGUUCCUGGCGAAUAUCCUCAUGCCGCUCUUCGUGGUUCCUACGUAUGGACAAGUCUCGGAGACCAGUGCCCCGCUGGCACAGGGUGUGGCACAUGACAAUGGGGAAGAAAACGAUGAAGAAGAUGAAGAAGAAGAAGCACCUCGGCGGCUAUCAAUUUCUAGCAUUCCAGUCGGCACUGCUGCAGACCCACUGCUUGAGGUAGGCGCUGGAAAACGUAUUGGAGCAGACGGGAAACCGACUUGGCUUUCGCGGCUGCAGAUUCCCGGCUUGACUUUGCGUCGGACAUGGCUCCUUUCACAUCUUCUCUUCGCACUAUGCAUGUUCAGUACUUUAUUCAUCUCCUCCUAUCCUGCUGGAUCAGUGGUUAUCGGCAUUGUCGGUAUUUGCUGGGCCUUGGCGCUAUGGGCGCCGUUCGCUUUGAUUUCCGCCGAAGUCGCCCGCUUUGAUGUGACCCGGCAUACACAUCCGGACCAGUCGGGGGCAUCUAGUUCGGGCCAAGCUCGCACUGGAGGCUACGAUACCACCUCUAGCUCAUAUGUGCCGGUGUCCAGCGAGGAUGAGCCGCGGGAUCUCGAAGACCGUGGCCGCGAACAUGAUGUCGAAGACGGCCGGGCAAAAUACUCGGCACACUCCGAGGCAAAUAUUGCGCAAGCGGGAAUUGUCUUAGGUCUACAUAAUAUGGCCGUCUCCUUUCCUCAGAUUUUCUCUAGCCUAAUCUGCAGUGCUAUUUUCAAAGUCACGCAGAAACCACGCGGUGAACCUUGGGAUGACAGCGUGGGAUGGGUUCUCCGAUUUGGCGGAUGUGCUGCGUUGGCCGCAGCGUGGUUGACGAAGAGACUAGCGGAGGGCAGACAGGCGUAG
Molecule: messenger RNA, 1899 nt
Organism: Penicillium macrosclerotiorum
Lineage: Eukaryota; Fungi; Ascomycota; Eurotiomycetes; Eurotiales; Aspergillaceae
Product: putative sucrose transporter
Exons: 4
Coding region: 1-1899 (632 amino acids)
Cellular component (GO): membrane
Molecular function (GO): sucrose:proton symporter activity
Source: RefSeq, a predicted model, not a curated record